Messenger RNA from Oreochromis aureus, 1928 nucleotides. It is a transcript of the gene cyp7b1, whose product is annotated as cytochrome P450 7B1. The record is from RefSeq and is a predicted model, not a curated record. The transcript is spliced from 6 exons. Lineage: Eukaryota; Metazoa; Chordata; Actinopteri; Cichliformes; Cichlidae. Gene Ontology annotation, biological process: bile acid biosynthetic process; cholesterol homeostasis. Gene Ontology annotation, molecular function: heme binding; steroid hydroxylase activity; oxidoreductase activity, acting on paired donors, with incorporation or reduction of molecular oxygen. The coding region runs from base 30 to 1517 and encodes 495 amino acids.
CGGUGUGAGUCCCGAACAGAGGCAGGAUCAUGUCCCCGCUGCUGGUGCUGGUGCUCGGCCUGCUCCUCCCGCUGCUCCUGCUGGUCCUUCGCGGCAGGACGAGACGAGAAGAUGAGCCUCCUUUAAUAAAAGGCUGGAUUCCUUUCAUUGGAAAAGCUCUGGAGUUUGUGAAAGAUGCCCACAAAUUUCUGAAAGAACAUAAGAGGAAGUUUGGAGAUGUGUUUACGGUCCAGAUAGCAGGUAAAUACAUGACCUUCAUCAUGGACCCUUUACUGUAUCCCAACAUCAUCAAACAAGGCCGGCAGCUGGACUUUCACGAGUUCUCCAACAGGGUGGCACCAUUUGCCUUUGGCUAUCCACCUGUUACUAGCAAGUUCCCCGGCCUGCGGGAGCAGAUCAAACGCAGCUUCAUUCUCCUCCAAGGCGAUAACCUCACGCCCCUGACAGAGAGCAUGAUGGGUAACCUGAUGCUGGUAUUUCGUCAGGACUACCUGGACCAGGAGAGCAGCUGGAAGACCGCCUACAUGUACAAGUUCUGCAGCUCGAUCAUGUUCGAGGCCACCUUCCUCACCAUGUACGGCAAGCCGGCAUCCGCCAGCCGCCACAGCGGGAUGAGCGUCCUGGAGAAGGACUUCAUCAAGUUUGACAACAUGUUUCCGCUCCUCGUCGCUCAGAUACCCAUCUGGCUGCUGGGACGGACUAAGGCAAUCCGCCAGAGGCUCAUCAACUACUUCCUGCCCCACCAGAUGUCUUGUUGGUCACAUUCUUCAGAGUUCAUCAGGACACGAUUCGAGAUGUUUGAGCAGUAUGACACGCUGAGAGAUUUCGACAAAGCAGCUCAUCACUUUGCCAUCCUGUGGGCGUCUCUGGGGAACACAGUUCCUGCUACUUUCUGGGCCAUGUAUUACCUGGUGAGUCACCCUGAGGCUCUGCAGUUCGUCCGUCAGGAGCUCGAGGACGUCCUGAGACUCAGCGGAGUGGAAUUCAGCAGAGAUCAGGAUGUGACGCUGACCCCGGCUCACCUGGAGAAGCUUCUCUACAUGGAGAGCGCCAUUAAGGAGAGCUUCCGCCUGUGCUCGUCCUCCAUGAACAUCCGGGUGGCUCAGGAGGACUUCAGUCUGCGUCUGGAUGCCGAGCGCUCGGCGGCCGUCAGAAAAGGAGACAUCAUCGCCCUGUACCCUCAGGCUUUGCACCUGGACCCUGAGAUCUACGAGGACCCAGAGACGUUCCGGUUUGACCGCUACGUGCAGAACGGCCAGAAGAAGACCGACUUUUACAAGGACGGCCAGAAGCUCAAGCAUUACCUCAUGCCUUUCGGCUCAGGUGCCACCAAGUGUCCCGGCCGUUUCUUCGCAAUCAAUGAGAUCAAACAGUUCCUGUCCGUGAUCCUGCUUUACUUGGACCUGGAGUUGGAGGAGGGCCAGAGCAAAGCCACCCUGGACCUCAGCAGAGCCGGCAUGGGAGUCAUGCUACCCGCUAAAGAUGUCCGGUUCCGCUACAGGCUGAGGCCCGUCUAACCGGGACCGUGAUGGCAUCAGUGAUUCAGCACGCAGCAGGUGGAGUUCCUCUGCGCGGGCAUAUCCAAUCUGGUGUUCUUUGAAUUCUCGAUCACGUUCUGCUCAGAUUUUUCUAAUUUCUGCUGUGAUUCAGCUUCAUUUUCAGUCGUCCUGGUUCCCUGUGAGCAUCGACCUCACGGCGUGCACUUCUGUGCACAGCCGGGACAGUGACAGACCAGAAAGAACCAGACGUGCCUGCUGCACACUAACGGCUGUGGAGACGUUGGACAGGGUGGAGCUUCCAGCCUGUCUGAUUUGUUGCUUUAACCUCCUAAGACCCGAACUCUUCCACAACAUGCAUUUUUGAUUUCUCUUUGAUAUUUAGGCUGAUUGGGGCCCAAUGAAUGUAAAAACAAAGAAUUACCAGAUUUU